Messenger RNA from Acanthopagrus latus (yellowfin seabream), 540 nucleotides. RefSeq names its product ATG12 autophagy related 12 homolog (S. cerevisiae) (gene atg12). The record is from RefSeq and is a predicted model, not a curated record. The transcript is spliced from 4 exons. Gene Ontology annotation, biological process: autophagy of mitochondrion; autophagosome assembly; C-terminal protein lipidation. Lineage: Eukaryota; Metazoa; Chordata; Actinopteri; Spariformes; Sparidae. Bases 36 to 401 code for a protein of 121 amino acids. Gene Ontology annotation, cellular component: Atg12-Atg5-Atg16 complex; phagophore assembly site membrane; cytoplasm.
GGGUGAGGAUCAUAACUGAGAGUAGUCACCUGAAGAUGUCUGACAAUGCAGAGUCCCCGACAGAAACGCAAAAAGAAGAGUCACAGCCACCGACAGACGACUCGACAACAAAUGAAGAGAAGAAAAAAAGUGAUUUAAAAAUUGAUGUGUUGCUGAAGGCUGUGGGAGACACUCCUAUCAUGAAAACAAAGAAGUGGGCGGUGGACAGGGGGAGGACGUUACAGUCCCUCUCUCAGUUCAUCUCUCGCUUCCUCAAGCUUGAUGCUAAUGAACAGUUGUUCAUUUAUGUUAACCAGUCUUUUGCCCCGUCGCCGGACCAAGAUGUAGGAGUCCUUUUUGAUUGUUUUGGCAGCGACGGCAAGCUGGUUUUACAUUACUGUAAAUCUCAAGCCUGGGGUUAAACUGCUUCCUAUAACUCCAUCUCGAACCUCGACCUGUCUUAAUUUUAUCCUCCAAACAUGCUCACAUUGAUGUUUUUUCUUGCUUUGCUCAAUUUUUUUCUGUACAUACAUUUUGUAAAUAAAUUAUUCUGACUCUGUA